Molecule: messenger RNA, 3594 nt
Organism: Dovyalis caffra
Lineage: Eukaryota; Viridiplantae; Streptophyta; Magnoliopsida; Malpighiales; Salicaceae
Source: the annotation of a GenBank genome assembly
AUGGAGGAGAAGAUUUGUAGCGAGUUGAAACUCACUGAGUUAAGGCAACAAAGCUUCCACAAAACUUUUAAUCAAAUUCACGACCAAGCGUCUUCCAUUCUCUUACUCACUCUUCAAUGGAAAGAAAUCGAAACUCACUUAGAUUCCGCCUUCAUUUCCAUCAAAAACUGCGCCAAAGAGCUUCACUGCAAGGAAGGUCAACUGGAGGAGAGAGAGAAGGAAAUUGAAGUGAAGGAGAAGGAAUUUGAGGAACGGUGUCGAGAAUUUAUAGAGCUAAGAGAUGCGGAGGUUGAGGAGCAUUUUAAAGAGAUUGAGUUUACGAAGAAAGGGUUGGAGGAAAGGCGCAGAGAAUUUGAGUUGAAGGAGAAGGAAUUUGAGGAACGGUGUGAAGAGAUUGAGUUGGAGGGGAAGUGGUUGGAGGAAAGGCGAAAGGGAGUUGAAGAUAGGGAAGGAUUGGCGAAAGAGAAGUUUGCUGAGCUUAAUUUUAGGGAGAAGCGAAUUGUUGAGAGGUGUAGGGAAGUCGAAUUGGAAAAUAAGAAAUUUGUUGAAGGGAUUGAAGCGAAGGAGAAGCGAGUUGAGGAGAGGCGAAAGGGAGUUGAAGAUAGGGAAAGAUUGGCCAAAGAGAAGUUUGUGGAGCUUAAUUUUAGGGAGAAGCAAAUUGUCGAGAGGUGUAGGGAAGUCGAAUUGGAAAAUAGGAAGUUCGUUGAAGAGAUUGAAGCGAAGGAGAAGCGAAUUGAGGAGAGGCGAAAGGAAGUUGAAGAGAGGGAGGAAUUGGUGAAAAAUAAGUUUAUGGAAAUUAAGUUGAAGGAGAAGCAAGUUGAUGAGAGGUGUAGAGAAGUGGAAUUGGAAAGUAGAAAGUUUGGUGAAGAGAUUGGAUUGAAGGAGAAACAGCUCAACAAAAGGCGAAAGGAAAUUGAAGUGGAAAGCAAGAAGAUUGUUGAAGGGCUUGGGUUGAAGAAGAAGGAAUUUGAAGAACGGUGUAAAAAGGUUGAAUUGGAAAAUAAGAAGUUUGUUGAAGAGCUUGAAUUCAAGGAGAAGCGACUCAGUGAAGGGCGCAGGGAAGUUGCGUGGGAGAAGAUGAAGUUUGGGGAACAACUUAAAGAGCGUGAAUUGGAGGAGAGACGACUUGAGGAUAGGGCUCUGGAAAUUGAAUCGGAGAAGAAGAGAAACAAGGAGUUUCUUGAAGAGCUUGAAUUGAAGCAGAAGCAAGUUGAACAGCAGCGUCAAGAAGUUGAUUUGGAGAUCAUGAAAAACAAGAAGUUUAUUGAGGGGUUUAUUGAGGAGCAAGUUGAAUCAGAGAGAAAGAAGCUUAUUGAGGAGUUUGAUUUGAAGGAGAAACAAUUUCACGAAAGGAGGGAGGAAGUUGAAUUAGAGAGAAAGAAGUUCAUCGAAAAGCUUGAAUUGAAGGAGAAACAAUUUGACGAGAGGCGGGAGGAAGUUGAAUUAGAGAGAAAGAAGUUCAUUGAAAGGCUUGAAUUGAAGGAGAAGCAGCUUGAGGAGCAGCAUAAAGAAGUUGAAUUGAAAAACAAGAAAAACAAGAAGUUUUUUGAAGAGCUUGAGUUGAAGGAGAAGCAAGUUGAAGAAAGGUGUCUGGUAGUUGAAUUGGGGAAUAAAAAGUUCGCUGAAGAGCUUGAAUUGAAUGACAAGCAACUUGAAGAGCAUUGUAAGGUAAUGGAAUUGGAAAGGAAGAGGUUUGAGGAACUUUCCAAGAAGAUUGAAUUGAAGGAGAAGCACCUCGAAAAGCAGUUAAAAGAAGUUGAAUUUGGAAACAAGAAGCUUUUGGAACAACCUAAAGAGCUUGAGUUGAAAGAGAAGCAACUUCUGGAGCAGUCCAAAAACCUUGAAACAGAAUCUAAGAAAUUUAUGGAUCAAUCUAGAGAACUUGAAUUGAAGGAGAGGCAUCUCGAAGAAGGGUGCAGGGAAUUAGACGGGAAAGAGAAACGACUUGUUGAUGCUGGUAAUACUCAUGUGAAGAUUAAGGCACCGGAUAAUUUUGUGGUUAAGAAUGCUAUUGAUGCUAAUCUCCAUCUUUCGGUGACUAUGGAUGGAAAGGCCUUGCAAAUAUUCUUAAAUAAGUGUCUUAAAUAUGAUGAGAAGAUAAAAAAUGAAGUGCUUAGUGCUCUUGUACUAUCACCGGAUCCUGCAAAGCUUGUUUUGGAUGCAAUGGAAGGGUUUUAUCCACCACCCAUGGCUCUCAGAGGGAGUGUGGUAAAAAAGAGUUGCAAUUUUUUGCUGGAGCAAUUAAUGACACUGUCACCACCAAUCAAGCCGCAUGUGAGAGAAGCAGCAAAAGAGCUUGCCUUUGAUUGGAGGACCAAAAUGAGAAGGGGUGGUAAAAAUUAUUUUGAGUUUUUUGGAUUUUUCAGGCUCUUGGCUUCUUAUAGUUUGACCUCUGCCUUCAAUGCUAAUGAUCUAUUAAAUGAUUUGGUGACUGUUGCUCAAUAUAGUGAGACCCCUGAAUUCUUAAGGGUCCUUGGUUUAGAAGAUAAGGCCUCCCGUUUUGUUCAAAUUCUGAUCAACAAGAAACAAUAUCUUGAUGCUGUUAGGUUCAUCUGUGCAUUUGAGCUGGUUAAGGAGUUCCGGCCUCGACGUCUCUUGGCACUUUACUUGCAUGAUUCCAAGAUUGCUGUAAAAAAAAUUAGAAAGAGCAAAAAAUCCGUUGCAGCACAGGUUAUGGCGAAUAAAAAAAGAGUUGCUGAUUUGAGGGCCGUAAUUAAAUGCAUUGAAGAUCACAAGCUUGAAUCUGAACUCUCACUUAAGUGCCUCAAGCAACAAAUACUAGAUGUGGAAAGAAGAGAUUCAAAUAAGAAAACAAUAUUGCCAGCUGUAGGCUGCAGUUCUCAGACCCGAAUUUUGGAUGAGAAGAGAUUUUCAUUACCCAAAUCUACCUCCACCGCAAACACUACCCCUACUGCUCCAACUGCUCCCAUCAAUGUCACCACCCCAUCACCAACCACUGCGUCUACUGCUACACCAGCUGCUGCCAUCACGAUCACCUCCUCUAUGUCAACUGCUGCCUCCACUGCUCCCUCAAUCAUAAACACCUCUCCCAACCCUACUCUACCCAUUACCGCCCCCACUUCCUCCACGAGUGUUGUCUCCCCCUCACCAACCACCACACUGCCUUCAGCUACAAUCUCUGAGUGUCUAGCACAACAUCAUUGUGGAGAUAAGCGCCCUCAGCCACAACACCAGGUUGGAGACGAGCACCAUCAUCCGCAACAUGAGGAUGGAAACAAGCAUCCUCAACCACAACACCCGUAUGGAAAUAAGCACCCUCAACGACAACAACUAGGUGGAAAUAAGCGCCCUCGAAUAGCUGCAUCAUCAGAGGUACCUCUACGAGCAUCAUCAUUUGCCUUUGCAAAUACUAACUUUGUAGACUCGCUGGAAAGCCCUCAUCAGCGACCAAAUCACUAUUUUAUGAAUCAAGGUGCAUCAUAUUUGAACUCAUCAGCUGGACAUUAUAGCAUGACUGGGUACCAGCCUAUAAACCCACGGAUGAGCUAUUACAAUAAUGUAAAUCCUUAUUAUUAUCGGAACACAUUUGGUGCACCUGGCUAUGAAAACACCACACCUUUUCAUAGACGUUAG